GUAUGUGCAAUGAUAAAACUCUACCUCCAUUUAUCACUUUAUUACCGUAGUAAAAAAGUACUGCAGUAAAAAAAAAAGGAAUAAAACAUUACCUGCCUAAAUUAAAACGUAUGUUUGUGAGGGCUCUUAGUUACACUUUCAUUCCUUAUUGUUGUCAUCAAUGUUAUUUUAAUAUGGAGCGAAAGCCUAUCCGCUCAACAAACAAUUAAACAGGUGGGUCCAAUCAGUCACUAAUUAACGAACGCUAUAUAGGAUUACAAACAGCCGUCCCCUCGAGCCCGAAAACAAUUCCUAAAGCACUCGAUAAAGCGGUUGACUUACUUAAGAUUGUCAAAGUAGUUAGACACUGUUUAAAAUGACUAAUGAUGCAUCUAAAAAGAAGGGGAAGGGCCCGGGAGAGAAAAAGGGCAAACGAAAGGCCAAAAGAAGAGAGACUUACGCGAUGUACAUCUACAAAGUUUUGAAACAGGUGCAUCCGGACACGGGGAUUUCCAGCAGAGCGAUGAGCAUCAUGAACUCCUUCGUGAAUGACCUGUUUGAGAGGAUCGCCACAGAGGCCUCGCGACUGACUCAGUACAACAAGCGGUCCACCAUCACCAGCAGAGAGGUGCAGACCGCCGUCCGGCUGCUGCUGCCCGGGGAGCUGGCCAAGCACGCGGUGUCCGAGGGAACCAAGGCUGUCACAAAGUACACCAGCUCCAAAUGAAGACUUCAAUGCAACACACUUUCUGUGACAGAGGUUUCAAACUCGUGCACCUGUAGUAGUUUUUGAAUUCAAUAAAACAUAAGCACAAAAAGCUUUUCUUUCCAUUUGAUGUAAUCUCUUGUACUGCUUUCAUUUAGAGUGUAAAGUCAUUAUGAGCCACUAGAUGGGGUAAUUGCCUCGGUUUUGCGUUAGCCUACGAAACAUUACAUUUAACAAACAAAUGCACUGCAGUUUGGCGAAAACACAUGUGCAGCUACAAUAACCUACAUGGUAUCCGUAUUAUGCUACAUUAAUCUGUUCACUUCCGCACAUUUGCAAAGUGUUCAUAUGGAUAAUAUCUAGCUGUCAGUUAAAUGGACAGACUUAUUGUCUCUGUGAAGGCCUACAUUACAACUUUGAAACGUACCAUUUUGCAAACAGAUGCACUGCAAUUUGGCGAAAACACCUGUGCAGUGCUAACCUACCUACAUGCAUGAUAUCAGUAUUCUGCUACAUUAAGAUAACACUACUGGGCAUUUGCAAAGUGUUCAUAUGGGAUAAUAUCUAGCUGUCAGUUUAUGGACAGUCUUAACACAAACAUUUUUAAACUCAUGGAAGUUAAUACAAAAAUGCUUUUCACGAUUCAAGAACGUCAUUAUUAAGGAACAACGAAAUGUAUUGUGUGCUGGUCCUCUAGGUGCAACAUGUAUAAUAAAAUAAGAAAUUAAACGAU
Notothenia coriiceps (black rockcod) is the source of this 1418-nucleotide messenger RNA. RefSeq names its product H2B.K variant histone 1 (gene h2bk1). The coding region runs from base 356 to 706 and encodes 116 amino acids. Gene Ontology annotation, cellular component: nucleosome. The record is from RefSeq and is a predicted model, not a curated record. NCBI's taxonomy places the organism in Eukaryota, Metazoa, Chordata, Actinopteri, Perciformes, Nototheniidae. The transcript is spliced from 2 exons. Gene Ontology annotation, molecular function: protein heterodimerization activity; DNA binding; structural constituent of chromatin.